Messenger RNA from Arabidopsis lyrata subsp. lyrata, 639 nucleotides. Its product is annotated as 17.7 kDa class II heat shock protein. Gene Ontology annotation, biological process: response to heat; protein folding; response to hydrogen peroxide. The transcript has a single exon. Lineage: Eukaryota; Viridiplantae; Streptophyta; Magnoliopsida; Brassicales; Brassicaceae. The coding region runs from base 66 to 530 and encodes 154 amino acids. The record is from RefSeq and is a predicted model, not a curated record.
CACAUCAAAAUCAAUCAAACCAAAAGAAAAGCAAAGAAUCAAGAAAGCUAACACAACAACUAAAGAUGGAUUUUGGAAGGUUUCCAAUAUUCUCAAUCCUCGAAGACAUGCUCGAAGUCCCUGAAGAACAAACCGAGAAGACCCGUAACAACCCUUCAAGAGCUUACAUGCGAGACGCUAAGGCAAUGGCUGCUACACCAGCUGACGUCAUUGAGCACCCUGACGCGUAUGUCUUCGUCGUGGACAUGCCUGGAAUCAAAGGAGAUGAGAUUCAGGUUCAGAUUGAGAGCGAGAACGUUCUUGUGGUGAGUGGAAAAAGACAGAGAGAGAGCAAAGAGAACGAAGGUGUGAAGUUUGUGAGGAUGGAGAGGAGGAUGGGGAAGUUUAUGAGGAAGUUUCAGUUGCCUGAGAAUGCGGACUUGGACAAGAUCUCUGCUGCUUGUCAUGACGGUGUGUUGAAAGUGACUGUUCAGAAACUUCCUCCUCCUGAGCCUAAGAAACCAAAGACUAUACAAGUUCAAGUCGCUUGAGUUUGUUUGUGAUCGUGUCAUGUGUUUUAGUUUCCGUUUUUUAAUGAAUGUAAGAUGAAAUAAGAGUUUUUUUUUAUUUUGAUAAAAUAGAAGUUUUUUUCUCUGUUCA